Molecule: messenger RNA, 1513 nt
Organism: Cyanistes caeruleus (blue tit)
Lineage: Eukaryota; Metazoa; Chordata; Aves; Passeriformes; Paridae
Source: RefSeq, a predicted model, not a curated record
AGCACGGGCAUGAAAUCAGGUUCAUCUCAGUUUAUUGCCGAGAGGUCUAGAGGAACAUGUCGGUGCACCAAGAGCAGGUUUGGAAUCUGUGCAGUGCAAGAGACUCUGCACAAGCUCUCUGGGCAACCGACUGCCAGGGGCAGGAGCCCUGGGGUGGCCGUGCCUGAACAGCACCUUUGUGCCUACAGUGCCACCCUCGAUGGCUGCCCUGGAGCCUGGGAUUGGACCCUGGACUUGCUGCAGGAGUCUCUGGCCUGGUUCCGUGCUGACCAAAGGCUUGGAACCAUGUCAGAACCUCGGUUGCCAAGGGGGUGGCCUCAAGUGGCUACCGGGCAUGUGAGGCCAUGGCUGCGUGAAUCUUGGGAGCAAGAUGCUGAUGUCAGAGUGGCCAUUGUGACGCGUGCGACCAAAGCCCCAAAAGGGAAGGCUGGGCUCAGGCCGUGUGUCAGUGCGACCUGGCAACGGGAGGAGAAGAAUCAGCAGAGGAAUAUCCAGAGGAGACGACGGUGUUCCUCAGCGCGACGACGGGAGCAGAAGGCGGACAGGAGCAGGGCUCACGCAGGGCUGACCAGGGAGUAGCACCCUCGUAGCUCUGGGCCUGUUCUCCAAACUCCCAUCACUUUUCUUCCUCCCACAGAGAGAGGACCAGCACCUGGCGGAGACAGCGGCGUUCCUGGACAGGGACUCAGCGCUGACAGCUGCCAUGUGCGACAGGGAGCAGGAGGGCUCUGAUGGCAGAGAGCAAGCAUGCCUGCUGUGUCGCCGUUCAGAGGCUGACCCGGACACCUGCGGCGACAAACAGGAGAAAUACGGGCUCUAUGCCCACAUCUUCUGCCUGUAUUUUGCCACGCUGCUUUUCCGGCAAGCAAAAAAAUGUGUUGGACUCCUGGGUUUCCUCCUUCCAGAUAUCCAGCUUGCAGUCAGGCGGGCGGCAUGGAAGCACUGCUGCGUCUGCGGCCAGAGCGGGGCCACCAUCCUGUGCUGCAAGGAAGGCUGCAACAGAUGGUUCCACCUGCCCUGUGCCAAGGAGGGCGGCUGUGUUACACAGUACAUUGCCCCAUACAGGUCCUUCUGCCCUGGACACCGUCCAGUGCAGAUGGUGCAGGUGACUCCAGAGCCGGGCACCGAAUGCCCCAUCUGCAUGGAGCCAGUGGAGGACAGAAUGACCUUCAACACCAUCGUGUGCCCGACGUGCAAAAGAGCCUGGUUCCACAGGGACUGCCUCCAGGGACAGGCCAUGCGCGCUGGUCUUUUGUACUUCAGCUGCCCCCUCUGCAGAGAUAGUGAGGAAUUCCUUGUGGAGAUGUUCCGCAUGGGGAUCCGCACCCCCAUCAGGUUGGUGUCCUUCUGCGGGGCGCACAAGGCAGGAGGGUGCAAGUGCCGUGCUGUGCCAGGCCCUGCCCCAGCAGUCCAAGCCCUGCCCCAUCCAGGGAGUCUGGACUUGCGCUUCUCAGGGGACUUGGAAAAGCAUUGGAGGAAGAGCAGGGUCACCCUGUUACCUCCAUGCGGAUGA